This is a messenger RNA of Suncus etruscus (white-toothed pygmy shrew), 375 nucleotides long. RefSeq names its product keratin-associated protein 9-3-like. The transcript has a single exon. NCBI's taxonomy places the organism in Eukaryota, Metazoa, Chordata, Mammalia, Eulipotyphla, Soricidae. Bases 1 to 375 code for a protein of 124 amino acids. The record is from RefSeq and is a predicted model, not a curated record. Gene Ontology annotation, cellular component: keratin filament.
AUGGCCUGCUGCACUACUAGCUUCUGUGGAUUCCCCACCUGUUCUACUGGUGGCAACUGUGGCUCCAGCUGCUGCCAGCCCAGCUGCUGCCCAACUAGCUGCUGCCAGCCCAGCUGCUGCUCGGCCAGCUGUUGUGGAUCUGGCUGUGGUGGCUUUGGUGGUGCCCAGGGGGGCAGCGGUGGAGCUAUGACCUGCCGCGUCAGGUGGUGCCGCCCUGACUGCCGUGUGGAGGACACCUGCCUACCCCCCUGCUGUGUGGCCAGCUGCACCCCCCCAACCUGCUGCCAGCUGCACCAUGCCCAGGCCUCCUGCUGCCGCCCAUCCUACUGUGGACAGUCCUGCUGCCGCCCACAGUGCUGCUGCUACUGCUGCUAG